AUGGCCAAAGGGCAGCAAAAUUAUGAUUACGCUACUGGUCUCUGUAUAUUCCAUUGUGUACUGUGGAUCUUAACAACACAUGAAGCACUAAUCGAACAGUCUCUCGCCGCCGCAUUUGCCCACCUAGACAUCAUGUCCGCUCAUUAUGGUGCCGAGGGUCCGCUUCUCUGCCUAGAUAGCUAUGCGACCGACGGCGAUAGCCAGCCUGGCACUCUGAAGGGCGAUAUAGAUGUUCUCGACUGCUAUACAUCAGAAUACAAGGUAGUCCUCAACUGUGCGGAAGCUUUCAUGCAGAAGUAUCCAGAACGCCCAAGCCCCUUGCCUGCUGCGGUUAUACUUCGUGGUGGCAAGCGAUUGAACUUCUCUGAUCCCGGCCACACCUGGAAGGAUUAUUUGACGCCAACUGAGCUGUCUCCGCAUGCCCUGAAGGAGGAGUUAUUAGAAGUAUGUUUGCAAGGACAGGCUCUUGACACGGCUCCCUUAGCCAUCAGCCGUACAGUUGAGCGUCUGUCUCCCAAGCAUCUCGUAGCGAGAAUUACAAAAUCUCAAAGGGAAAUGGGCUUGUCCAAUAUCGGCGCGCCAUAUGGCAACGUAUCUGAUGACUUUAGCUGUUCCCCGCUCAACAUGCUGGGCAACGUUAAAUGUACGGUUGGUUGGUCCUCCUUUCGAGCGUACAAUGCUCUCGUUCUCCAGCUCAAGCUUUUACCCCACGCUCCGACAGUUAUCCCAUGUUCUACCAUCGUGUCUGUCGCAUCCCAUGGCCAGGAGAAGGAUCCGUAA
Aspergillus tanneri is the source of this 780-nucleotide messenger RNA. RefSeq lists its product as uncharacterized. Lineage: Eukaryota; Fungi; Ascomycota; Eurotiomycetes; Eurotiales; Aspergillaceae. The record is from RefSeq and is a predicted model, not a curated record. Bases 1 to 780 code for a protein of 259 amino acids. The transcript is spliced from 4 exons.